AUGGAUUCGUGCCAGAAGAAUCUGUUAGCAUUCAGCUGUUUGAAACGCUUCAUUUUAGUUCUUGUUAUGCUUGUUCUCCAGCGCAACUGCGAUUUAUUAGUUGCUGGUGGAGACACCCUCUUUAUUGGGGCUUCUCUGAGAGGAAAGCAGACCAUAAGUUCGAAGAGCAGAAAAGUUAUUUGGUCGAGUAAUGAUACUCAGCAAGCAAAGGCAUCCAGGGCUUUGAUUCUCGACACUGGUAAUUUUGUUCUCCUAGGAGCCCAAAACACUUCUGAGACUGUGUGGGAGAGUUUUGCACAUGCUACAGAUCAUUUUAUGCCUACCAUGAAGUUUUGGAAAGGCAUGAAAGUGAACUCUUGGAAGAGUUCGGUGGAUCCAGCGCCUGGGCCCUUCUUUUUCCAAAUGAAUCCAUCCCCAGGAGAGAAAGACUUUUUGCUGGAGUAUAAAAAUGGUGUUUCAUAUUACAGCUCGGGAAACUGGACUGGCAAAUAUUACUCCAACGUGCCGCAGGCAGUAUCUGAUACCUCAUUUGAGCAGGAAUUGGUAGAGUUUUCUCCCACAAGACUCUACUACACAUAUAAUUUUACGCCCAAAGUUCGUUCGACGGCCUUGGUGAGGUAUGUUCUCAACUUUAAGGGCGAGCUAAGGUUUUACUAUUUGAGUAACAAUACCUGGAGCCUGGUUUAUAAUUUUCCCCUGUCAAAUUGCGCCGUUUAUGGUCUAUGCGGAGCUUAUGGAGUGUGUUUCACCCAAGAAAAUAUUCAGUCAUGCAGCUGUAUGGAAGGCUUCUACCCAAGAAACGCUACUGCCUGGAGUUCUCAGGAAUGGUGGUCAAGCGGUUGUAUUCGGCGUACUCCAUUAGAUUGCUCCGCCAUCAAUGUCAGUGCAAGUGGCACCACAGAUGAUUUCCUCCAAGUCAGUAAUAUUUCCUUGUCUGAUAAAGAAGCUGUUCAAUAUACCCAAGAGUCGACUGUAGAAGGAUGCAAAACUGCUUGUCUCGACAAUUGCUCCUGCACCGCCUUUGCUUUCACUGAUUCAAAUUCUGUUGUUUGUAAGUUAUGGUUUGGCGAUCUGUUAGGCAUACAGGCUAAGGAUACUUCUUCAGAAGACCAGCCCUUGUUCAUACGAUUGGCUGCUUCAGAUGUGUCUCAGUUGUCAGCCCACGCAGGAAGAAGUAGCAGCAGAGUAGUUGUACUCUCCAUUUCAAUUCCUAUGGGAGUUGCCGUUUUGGGUACUCUGUUUAUGUAG
Molecule: messenger RNA, 1248 nt
Organism: Cryptomeria japonica (Japanese cedar)
Lineage: Eukaryota; Viridiplantae; Streptophyta; Pinopsida; Cupressales; Cupressaceae
Product: G-type lectin S-receptor-like serine/threonine-protein kinase At4g27290
Exons: 2
Coding region: 1-1248 (415 amino acids)
Biological process (GO): recognition of pollen
Source: RefSeq, a predicted model, not a curated record